Talaromyces rugulosus is the source of this 4782-nucleotide messenger RNA. RefSeq lists its product as uncharacterized. The transcript is spliced from 3 exons. Gene Ontology annotation, cellular component: chromatin; nucleus. The record is from RefSeq and is a predicted model, not a curated record. Gene Ontology annotation, biological process: chromatin remodeling; negative regulation of transcription by RNA polymerase II. Lineage: Eukaryota; Fungi; Ascomycota; Eurotiomycetes; Eurotiales; Trichocomaceae. Gene Ontology annotation, molecular function: chromatin binding; ATP binding; histone binding. The coding region runs from base 1 to 4782 and encodes 1593 amino acids.
AUGGCUUCAGAUGACAAUCAGGACUUUUCGCCCGCGUCUGAGGAUGCCGAUGAAUUCGUUGCCGAUCUCCUACAGCAGUUUUCGUCUGUCUCUGGCGGCGCAAAAGAGCCUGCCACAAAAAGUGCUUCGUCGACAUCUAUUCGGAAUUCAUUUCGUGCAGUGAACGCCAGAUCGUCUUCUUCCGCUAGCCCGUCUCGUGAAUCAACGAUAGUUGCUGUUGAAGUGCCCCCGCCCCGGUCUGAUGUGGAAUAUGAACGUCUACCGGGAUACUCGACGGCUCGGGAUGUUUUGCGGCAAAAAUACGCCGAUGGUGAAUCUCUCUAUCAGGUAGAGCUUCAGAAUUGGGAGAAGGAAUGGAUGGCACUUUCGGAUUUGAAAAAAUUAAAUAAUGGAUUAGCCUCCUUAGUUCGUUUCCAAAAACAAGGCCCUCCCACGAAGAGGACGUCUAUAAGAAGACGCGGAGAUAUCGUCAGUGCAGACCACAUCAUAUAUUCAGACGACGAGGAGGACGAGGAAGAAGAAGAUGAUGAUGACGACGACGACGACGACGAUCUUAUUGUUGCCGGUCCCAGCACACGUCGUCCUGGUCGUCCUAGUCGGGCACGUCGACCGGGUCGGCCCCCCAGACGAUCGACUACAUCUGAAGAAGAGGAUGCGCGACCAGUACGGCGACCUAAUAGACAAACAAAGCUACUUGAAACCCGUCGGAAUACGUUCUGGUCAAGCGAUGAAAAUUCAAGCGACGAUACAGGAUCAGGCACCCGACGACGCCGCUCCGCGAGACAAACCAACCAGCGGUCAUCUAGGAAAAUCCGCGCGCAGUUUUCUGAUAGCGAGAGUGAUAUGCGCUCUUCGCGCCCCGGUGCUCGAUUCUCGACAAGAACCAAGAAUUCUGGCAGGAAAAAUCUCAGAGAACGACGGGAGGAUGAGAUUUCAGAGAACGAGCAGGCUCCCACAGAAAAGAAGUAUUUCGGUGCGAAAGAGAAGUUCUACAAAGUCUCAUCAGACGAUCCAUUCAGACUUCGUCAUCGUCAAGUCUGUGAAGUCUGCGCAGGACAAGGUAACGAUCGGGAAAAAGGUUCUCUUGUUUUCUGCCAAGGAUGCACAAGUGCUUAUCAUAAAGCUUGCUUGGGCCCACGAGGAUCGCGAGAGCAUCUCGUCACAAAGGUUGAUCCAGACCACUUUGUGUUGCAAUGCCGUCGUUGUAUCGGAAUUGCGCAUAAGAAAGAUGGAGCUGCACCCCAUCUCGGCCAAUGUGUGUCGUGUAACGAAACGAACCCAGCGUCGCGACCUUUCCGAGAACGAUUAAAUCCGCGACUAGAACAGCAGCAGCGAGAAAAUAACGGAGGGGUCGAUCCAAUAACUACCGUCGAGCCUUCGCUUAUUAACAACCCCGACCAUCUUCUCUUCCGUUGCAUUGGCUGCACAAGGGCUUUCCACUUUGAUCAUCUUCCGCCCAAGCCUGACCCGAAGGCUAAUGAUGAUGCCGAGAUGCCAGAUGCAGAGUCCACCCCGUCAGAACUUGCCAACACACGCUUCAAACAAUAUUCCAGAAAGUGGCGUUGUCACACUUGUACCUCCGCCUCUGGAGAGAUUGAAGGCCUAGUCGCCUGGCGACCUGUCGAUGCAGAUAGCUACACCCCAGGGUUUGCAGUCGACGAUCUAGAAGAAAAGGAAAAGGAGUAUUUGGUUAAAUGGAAACGCACGUCCUACUUUCGUACGACAUGGAUGGAAGGGUCUUGGAUAUGGGGUAUCACUUCGCCAUUGAUGCGCAAGGCAUUUUUCAGGUCUCCUACAAGCCACAAGCCUCACAUGACCAUGACGGAUGCCAUUCCAGAGGAAUAUCUAAGAAUUGACAUUGUUUUAGAUGUCAAAUACACUAACAUUGUCAGUACGCAUUCAAAGGAAAUCGACAUGGCACGAGUCAAGGACGUCAAAGAAGCCUACGUCAAGUACAAAGGCUUACUUUACGAAGAUUCUGUUUGGGAAACUGUGCCUUCCCCAAGCGAUGGAGAGCGUUGGGAUGAUUUUAAAGCAGCGUACGAAGACUGGGUUUCCAAAGACUAUGUGCGCAUCCCCAAGGGCCCGGCUCUGAAACAGUACCUCGCCACCGUUCGUGAACAGGAUUUUCAAACGACCCUCGUCAAAAAAGCCCAGCCCUCUUCUCUGACCGGUGGGGAAAUCAUGGACUACCAGCUGGACGGACUCAACUGGCUAUAUUACAUGUGGUACAAGGAGCAGAAUUGCAUUCUUGCCGAUGAGAUGGGGCUUGGCAAGACAAUUCAAAUUAUCUCGUUUCUCGCUACCUUGGUUGAAGACCAUCGGUGCUGGCCCUUCUUAAUUGUGGUACCCAAUUCCACGUGUCCCAACUGGCGACGUGAAGUGAAGAAAUGGGCACCCUCUCUCCGGGUGGUCACAUACUACGGUAGUGCCAUUGCACGCCGAAUUGCUCACGAUUAUGAAAUGUUCCCGAAUAACGCCCGCGACUUGAGAGCUCAUAUUGUCGUUGCAUCUUACGAAUCGAUGGUCGAAGAGAAGGCCCGGAAAGUGCUGGCUGGAAUCCCGUGGGCUGGCCUUGUCGUAGACGAAGGCCAGCGGUUGAAGAAUGACAAGAAUCUUCUUUAUGCCUCGCUUUCACGAAUCAACUUUCCGUUCAAAGUUCUUCUCACAGGAACGCCACUUCAGAAUAAUACCCGGGAGCUGUUCAACCUCAUUCAAUUCUGCGAUCCCACCAGAAGUGCACAGGAUCUGGAGGAAAAGUACGAGACAUUGACCAAGGAAAAUGUCCCUGAACUGCAUGAUUUGAUCCGUCCCUUUUUCCUACGCCGAACAAAAGCCCAGGUUCUUACAUUCUUGCCACCAAUGGCGCAGAUUAUCGUUCCUGUGUCCAUGUCUGUUGUUCAGAAGAAGCUCUAUAAAUCGAUCCUUGCGAAAAACAGCAAGCUGAUCAAGUCAAUCUUCCAGAACAACCAGGAUCAGAAUAACAAGCAGAAUGAGCGCCAUAGUCUGAGCAAUAUCCUGAUGCAGCUACGAAAAUGCUUGUGUCACCCGUUUGUAUACAGCAAGCAAAUCGAAGAGCGCACUUCCAACCCCGUCCUCUCUCACAGAAAUCUUGUCGAAGCUGCGGGAAAACUACAAUUACUUGAGCACUUGUUGCCAAAACUUAAAGAGCGUGGCCAUCGAGUGCUUCUCUUUAGUCAAUUUUUGGAUAAUCUAGACGUCGUGGAGGAUUUUCUUGACGGCCUGGGGCUUCUCUACCUUCGUCUAGACGGGUCAAUGGGGGCCCACGAAAAGCAGAAGAAAAUUGAUGCAUUCAAUGACCCCAAAUCAGAGUAUUUUGCUUUCCUUUUAUCGACCAGAUCAGGCGGUGUUGGAAUCAAUCUUGCAACGGCUGAUACUGUUAUCAUAAUGGAUCCCGACUUCAAUCCACACCAGGAUAUACAGGCGCUGUCUCGAGCGCACCGCAUUGGUCAGAAGAAAAAGGUCCUUGUCUUCCAGAUGAUGACACGCGAGAGUGCGGAGGAGAAGAUCAUGCAGAUCGGCAAAAAGAAGAUGGCUCUAGAUCACGUUCUCAUUGAACGAAUAGAUGCGGAUGACGAUGAGGGCGUCGACUUGGAAUCAAUUCUUCGAUACGGUGCAGAGGCUCUUUUCGAAGACGACGAUACUGGCGAUAUCCAUUACGAUGCAGAAUCCGUUGAACAGCUUCUGGAUCGCAGCCAAGCUGAAGAUACCGAGGUCGGCAAAGAUGCUUCUGCUGAGUCUCAGUUUAGCUUUGCUCGUGUGUGGGCAAAUGGCAGUGGCGCACUUGAAGACAGACUGGGUGAUUCUGAUGCUCCAGCUCCGCCCAGCAACACUCUGUGGGAGAAGAUUCUUGCAGAGCGCCAGAAGGCUGCGGAGGAGGAAGCCCUGGCCAACGCACAAGCACUGGGUAGGGGGAAGCGUAAACGAAACGUUGUGGAUUAUACUACCAAGGAUAACAACAAAGAAGAGCAAAGCCCCCCGGCCAAAUCUAAGCGACCCAGGGUACAGCUGGAUAGCGAUGCAGAAUUCAAAAGCAAUAAUAAUGCGUCUGAGAGUGAGGAGAUUGAAUCUGAAGAAGAACACACGCCGGUGAAAAAGGUCAAAGGUCGCCCAUUCAAACGCGUGGACCCAACUAGAACUUCGCCUCCUUCCUUGGACGGAACUUCUGAUGCCCGGCCGUCAUCUAAUUAUAUCGGUCGUCAUUUACUUCCAUGUGUGGCUUGCAAUGUGAUGCAUCCUGUCGGUUACUGCCCUCUCAAGUUGGCUGGCGUGGAGCAUUGUGGUCUUUGCGGCAUCGCUCACAUUGGCUAUCAACGUACCUGUCCACACCUGAAUUCAGAGGAGCAGAUUCUUUCAAUGCUCCAAUCAUUAAAGCAAAGCACAGAACCAAAAUGGCUGGUCGACCGGGCCCGACACUAUCUGCACAUGGUCAAGGGAGAUCUCGUCAAUCGCAGGAAAAAGGCUGAUGCGGCCGCGAAGGGGCUGUCUGGUGGCCCUGCAACGAUUCCCCCUCCUCCUUUCUCCUCUGUACCACGACCAUCUACGACACCAGCCUCUCAGUCUGCCUUCCAUGUUCCCUCUGGGAAUUCGCCCAAUAUCCCCCCGCCUCCUUUCUCCUCUAUAUCACAUCCAGGCUCUAAUGGGCAGCAGCCACCACCUCCGCCUCCUUCUCGAUUUCCCCCUCCUCUACAGCCUUCUCACUCUUCUCAGUCUCCACGGCCUUUUCGACUUCCUCGGCCUCAUCUACCUCCGCGUCCUUAG